Messenger RNA from Chiroxiphia lanceolata (lance-tailed manakin), 3957 nucleotides. It is a transcript of the gene DNAJB12, whose product is annotated as DnaJ heat shock protein family (Hsp40) member B12. The coding region runs from base 29 to 1153 and encodes 374 amino acids. The transcript is spliced from 8 exons. Gene Ontology annotation, molecular function: Hsp70 protein binding. The record is from RefSeq and is a predicted model, not a curated record. Gene Ontology annotation, biological process: cellular response to misfolded protein. Lineage: Eukaryota; Metazoa; Chordata; Aves; Passeriformes; Pipridae. Gene Ontology annotation, cellular component: endoplasmic reticulum membrane.
UCCCCCCCCCCUCCCGGCCGCCGCCGCCAUGGAGUCGAACCGGGACGAGGCGGAGCGGUGCAUCGGUAUCGCGCUGGCCGCCGCCAAGGCCAACCAGCCCGACAAGGCCCGCCGCUUCCUGGAGAAGGCGCAGCGCUUGUACCCCUCGCAGCGGGUCCGCGUCCUGCUGGAGUCACUCAACAAGGGCGAGCAGUCGGCCAAUGGCCAGUCCCAGUCCAGGGAGUCCACAACCCCCCCCUUCAGGAAAAUGAGCGGGGACUUCCCGUCAGCCAACGGAGAGGCCGGAGGGGAGGCCCCCAAGGGCUACACUCAGGACCAGGUGGAUGCAGUGAAGAGGGUAAAGCAGUGCAAAGACUACUACGAAAUUCUGGGAGUAAACAGAGAAGCUUCUGACGAGGACCUGAAAAAGGCCUACCGGAAACUGGCACUCAAGUUCCACCCGGACAAGAACCACGCGCCGGGGGCCACGGAGGCCUUCAAAGCCAUCGGGAACGCGUACGCGGUGUUGAGCAACCCGGAGAAGAGGAAGCAGUAUGACCAGUUUGGAGAUGAGAAACUCAACCCUGCCCGGCAUGGGCACGGCCACUCGGACUUCCACCGCGGGUUUGAGGCCGACAUCUCCCCCGAGGACCUCUUCAACAUGUUUUUUGGUGGUGGUUUUCCCUCUAGUAACGUUCACGUGUACAGCAAUGGCAGGAUGAGAUACACCUACCACCAGAGGCAGGACAGGAGGGAGCACCAGGGGGAUGGUGGCCUGGGGCUGUUUGUCCAGCUGAUGCCCAUCCUCAUCCUGAUCAUUGUGUCUGCUCUCAGCCAGAUGAUGGUCUCCAGCCCACCCUACAGUCUGAGCCACAGGCCGUCUGUGGGUCACAUACACAGGAGAUUGACAGAGCACUUGAAAGUCCCCUACUACGUCUCUGAGAACUUUGCAGACGAGUACACGGGCACGAACCUGAAGAACGUGGAGCGGAGCGUGGAGGACGACUACAUAGCAAACCUCCGGAAUAACUGCUGGAAAGAGAAGCAGCAGAAGGAAGGCUUGUUGUACCGGGCACGCUACUUCGGGGACUCGGACCUGUACCAGCGGGCACAGAAGAUGGGCACCCCCAGCUGUAGCAGACUGUCAGACGUCCAGGCCUCCCUGCACGGAUAGUCACGGCCCCGCCCGGCACCAGCACAAGUACGAGCAGGGGCUGCCCCGGGAGCCACCGUAGUGCUUUUAACACUUAAAUCCCUGGCUGAGACACAGACCUCCACGAGUCUCCUCGGAUGCACACAGGGCGGGAAGCGCCCCCUCCACCGAGCCUUCACUCCUUAAUCGAGAUGCUGAUUUGGUUUAGUUUGCAUGUUGGCACCCUCGGCUCUCCCCGUCCCUGUUUUCUCUGGUGCUGUCAGUGCUGGGUCUCCGGGAUCCCUGGGUGAGGUUGGGAGCACCUUGGCUGGUUGGCAGUUUGUUACCAGCCAUGGCAUCCAGCCUCCACGUUUUAAUGAACCCUUUUUUGAUUGCUUUGUUGCCUGUUUUACUGGAAAAGCUGCUAUCCCUGGCACGUGAAUGUGAUGACAGGGAACGGAGUCCCACCCAACAGAUGUUCCCUCCCCCACAGUUGCCUUCCCCUGAUGCUUAAGGAGAGCAAAGCAAAUGGCCAGAAUUCCCAGCAGGUUGUAGAAGUAACUUACUGGUUAAACUGGGAAUCUAAAUAAAAGCAGCUAAGGAGGGGGUAGGUCUGGAAGAUUUAGGGGUUUGAGAGCUUGGAUUAAGGAGAGCCCUGAUGUGAGACCGGACGUGCUGCACUAAAAUAAUGAAAAAGAAAUUGGCACAGGGUUUGGAGUCCUUUUUCUCCUUAAAUUUCUGGGCUGAUUUUGCCUACCAGGUAGUGUGGGCUGUGAAACCUGCGGGUCCCUCUAUCCCAAAAUUAUUUGAAAACAGGGUUUCUGCAGAAAAAGAUGAAGCUUGUACCAGGUGUGGUAUGGACACCAUUUCGACUCACAGGGACUCCUUGAGGACACUGGUCAUCGAGCUGCUUGAUUUGCACUUUUGGGGUUUAUUUUCCUUGGCAGCUGAGAGUCUGGCCUUUAAAGCAAAUCCUCUGGGCCACAUUUUUUUUUUGGUGUAUCCUGGUUUUGGAUCCAUUCUUAUCUUGGUCCUCCCGUUCUCUUGUUUGGAUGACUUUGCCUCUCCUUUUGCCACAUGCUGGUGUUAAUUACCUGCUUUUCUUUAAUUCCCUCCCUGCACCCCGUGGUCUGUAAAGAGCCUGGAAAAGCUGCUGCCUGUGCUGUGGGGUGGGGAAGGAAGGGGGAGUUGCCCAGAGACUGACACCGCUCCCGCUUUUGUUCCCAGACUCUUGAAAUGCCUGAAGACUUUUGGUGAAGUGCACUGAGCCGAGGUGACAGACUUUACUAUUUAAAAGAAUCAAACCUUAUCUUAAAAAAAUGGAAUUGGAGAAUUAGCAACGCACAACUGCCCUCUUUCUUCUCUCUGCCUCUCUCCGCCGUUCGGGCAGCGACUGGGCCAGGAAACCCAGCUUGCCUGGCUUCCUCCUCCCCUUCCAUCACCCCAGCGUGCUCUGGGAUCCCACAGCCCCUGCAAGAGACACAUGGAGUGUAAAAGAACCCAAACUAACUGCAGAAGCUGCGAAGCAGAAGGAGACCCUUCGCUGCUGCCAACGCAGAGAGAAACCGGACGAUUUGGUGACAAAAGGAAACUCUAAGAAAGAAAAAGAAGAAGAAAACAUAAUCUAUUUAGCAUUAAUUUAUAGCUGUAUAUAUGUUGUACUUUUAAACUAUGCAGGGGUUGGAUGAUUAAAUUAUUUUGUUUUCUGCCCGUUCUGGUGCACAGGGAAGCGGGGAAGCCUCUUCCCGGGGUGUCUCGCUCCGCAUCACUUUCCUGCCCGGCACUAAAACAAGAAUCACGUUGCAGUUGCUGUACUUGGCUUUCAGGAGGCCCAGCGGGGUCGCGGGGAUUGGGAUGUCCGUACCUGCCUUCAACAAGGGGAACUGCAGAGCUGCAGGGGGUGACAGACCCGGGGGGAGCCGCCCGGAGCCCUGCCGUGGUUUUACAGCGUCAGCAGAAGCCGCGGCGGGUCAGCUGAGCGCCGGCGUCGGCGACGGGAAGGAUUGUCCUGGAUGGUUUGUGCUCGUCAGUCGUUGGGUUCAUCUGUGCACGUAACUUCUUUUUUCGCCGAGUCUGCUGGAAUUUUGCCUGGUAAUCAGCGUGUGGCGCGCGCUCCGUGCGGAGAGGGCUUCCCACCAGGGCUUCCCACCAGGGCUUCCCACCAGGGCUUCCCGUCGGCCUCGCCCUUCGUCGGGGGGUUUUGUGCGUGUCCCGCGCUCGGGGCUCCUCGCCCACCCACCCACCAAGAGCAGCCAGGCCUUGGCUGCACCUCAACACCACGUUUCCCUGAGGAGACCUGGAAGAUACUGCAGAUCCACAAGAAAUGGAGUGUGGUGUUGCUUCUGAAAGCGGUUCUGCUGGGGGGAUCAGGGCAGCCCUGGGCUCUCUGGUGUGUCUCGCUCCGUCACCGCCGGGCAGCACCGGAGGGAGGGUGCCCGAGGUCGGGAGCCACCCCUUGGAAGCAAAGCUGGCACGAGCAGAGCCGCCUCCCAUGGGAUAAACUGGAUGAUUUUGAUUUUGUUCUGCUGCUCUGCAGUUCCAUCUGUGUCUAAAGACAUUUCCAGUGAGAACUGUCCCCCCGGCACGCUCGAGGAGUGAAUCAGAAGCUCGGCGGCUCCUGGGUGGGCUGGCAGAGGUGGUUUUAUCCCGUUGUCCGUAGGAAGCCACUGGCUCUGUCUUCAGCUGUUAUUUUAUUUUGUGAAAUCUCACCCUCCCACUGGCCACAAGCCCUGUUACCCCACAGCCAGCCGUGGCUUGGACCUGAUUUUAAGGGGGUUUUGAUUUUAAUCCUUUUAUUUUUUUUUUUUUUAAAUGGCUCUUCCACCUUCAGAAGGAAGCGGGUGGAA